Molecule: messenger RNA, 576 nt
Organism: Enterospora canceri
Lineage: Eukaryota; Fungi; Microsporidia; Enterocytozoonidae
Source: the annotation of a GenBank genome assembly
AUGAAAACAAAGAAUCAAUUUUGUACAUUUCCAGAUUGCACCAAAUCGUACACUUGUGCAUCAAAGUUGAGGGACCACAUGAACGUCCACAGCUGCAUCAAGCCAUACGGGUGUAACAUGUGUCACAAGACGUAUUGCAGCAAGAAAGCACUCGAUGUCCACAUCAAGACACACGAUGGAUACCAGUACAGCUGUAAAGAGUGUUCUACGACAUUCUUACACAAACACACGUACAAGAAACACAGGUGUAGUAAGCAGUACACCUGUAUAAAGUGUAAUAAGAAGUAUGAGAGAGAAAAGAUGCUAAGGAAGCAUGAGAGUGUUUGUGGCACGAAUUUAAGUUGGAAUAGCAGUGAAAGUGAAGAGGAGUCAUCAGUAGCAGUUGUGACUACAAAAAUACCCUGUGAAAUUUGUGAGUGUCUCUUUAAAACGGCCAAAACACUCAAAGAGCACCAGAAGGCAAUUCAUGAGGGAGUUACUCAGAAGUGCCAAUACUGCGGCAAGGAGUACAGGCACAGCAGUGGCCUAAGCAAGCACCUUGGUUCCUGUAGGGACAAACACGUCGUGAACGAGUGA